AUGAGUGAGGUGACAGAAGUUAAGGGGAAAAAGAAUGUCCAAGAUACUGCUAGUGUAGAUGAUAAGAGGGAUAUGUUCAUGCAGAUAAUACAAAUGACUUUUACGUCUCACGAGGCUGCGUAUGAUUUCUACAACAGCUAUGCUAGAGAUAAUGGUUUCAGCAUUAGAAAGAAUAGGGUCAGACAAGGAAAACGUGACAACAGGUUGCUAACCGAGGAAGGACACAGCCGUAGGCUCAGACCCGAGACACGCUGCCACUGCGAAGCGCACCUGACCGUGAAGCUUGACCAAAAGCGUGGGGUUUGGCGUGAAAUAUACAACCUUUGCGCCAGGGAGAAGAGGAAGCUGCUUUCAAAAGGUGAUGCUGCCACAGUCAUAGGCAUCAUGGUCAGUAGGAAACAGAGGGAUCCUAGCUUCUUUUUCGAGUACAAGCUAGACAAGGAAGGACAUAUGAAUAGGAUGUUCUGGUGUGACUCCCAGUCUCGUCAUGACUAUGAGGACUUCGGCGACGUGCUUGUAUUUGACAGCACGUACAAGAUGAACCGGUAUACGAUUCACCUCAGUCACAAGUCCUUGAAGGAGUUCCGAACUCUUCUGUACUACAGCACGUCCACGGCCACGUUUGAGGAGAGAUGGCACGCGUUUUCCAAAAGAUGGCAGUCGGAAAAAACAGUAACAUGGUUGAGACAGAUGUAUAAGAAGAGGAGACUGUGGGCCGCGGCUUAUCUGACAGAGGGUUUUUGGCUUGGCAUGAAAAGCAACCAGAUGAGUGAAAGUCUAAACUCAUGCCUUCACCUCCACCUAGACGGUGAAAUGACCCUGGUGGAUAUGAUUUUGCACUAUGAGAACGCCGUUGUACGUAUCCGUGAGAAUGAGGCACGAGAUGAUUGCACGGCCUCACAGAGUUUACUGGUGCCAGUUACUAGCUCAAGGGAACUUGAGAUAGUUGCUUCUCACGUCUUCACUCCAGCAAACUUCUAUAUGUUGCAAGCUGAUCUUAGGAAAAUUGGUGGCAUGGAGAUUGUAGAAAUAAAGCUCGGAGACGGAUCACAGCAGUACAUCGCGGCCUGGAAGAAUAACCGAAAGAGCCGUUUUUGGGUGGAGUACACUCCAGUAAAUUCCGCAGAAACUAUAAGGUGCAGCUGCAGAAGAAUGAUUCGAAAGGGUCUACCUUGCAAGCACAUAUUCCAUGUACUGAAGUACUUGAAUAUAUCUGAAAUACCAAAGUGUUUAGUUUUUGUGCGGUUCGCGAAAGACGCAAGGUUGGGACUGCCCGCCAGGCGCACAAGCGAUCUGUUGGGAUUUGGAUGGACUGGAGCAGCUGAAAGAAUGAAAUAUAGCCAGGUCAGUGUGUUGGCUUCAGAAGCUAUGCAUGCAGCAUGCAAACACCCAACUUUGUGGGAUCAUUUACAGGAGAGUUUGAAGACCGUGAUAGCUAAGAGCCAUGAGUAUGAUCAGCUAAAGGAAAAUUUGAGUAAGAAAACGGAUGAUCUUAGUACUUGUGCAAUUGAAUAUGUAGACGAUGGUGAAGGCAACAUAGUUGAAGUUCAUGAUCCUAUUAAAGUAUCAACGAAAGGUGCAACUAAGGUAGAUGAGAACCGCCCUAUGUCGAAAAAUGGUAGGCCACUUUCGUACGACGAGAUCAGAAUCAGAAGCGUGGUGGGCGAAGAAGAGUAG
Messenger RNA from Aegilops tauschii subsp. strangulata, 1677 nucleotides. The record is from RefSeq and is a predicted model, not a curated record. Lineage: Eukaryota; Viridiplantae; Streptophyta; Magnoliopsida; Poales; Poaceae.